Messenger RNA from Ilyonectria robusta, 1367 nucleotides. Its product is annotated as Sec1-binding region of Mso1-domain-containing protein. The record is from RefSeq and is a predicted model, not a curated record. Bases 367 to 1212 code for a protein of 281 amino acids. The transcript has a single exon. NCBI's taxonomy places the organism in Eukaryota, Fungi, Ascomycota, Sordariomycetes, Hypocreales, Nectriaceae.
CGCCUCCCUGUCCCCUCUUCAACCUCACACAUCCCUCCAAACCGGCCAACUCGACUCCUUUCCACGACUCCAACACCCACGACCCGCGCACUGCAGCAGCGACUCGGAAUUUCACACGAUCGAACCCAUCUCGCCAAUCCCGCUUCUUCACGCCCUCGACGCACGUUGCGGACACAGACGUCCUCUUACUGAACCUCCACCCUCGCUUUGCGCCCACAUCCCCCUUGAUACGGACGAACACACGCCACCGAGAGACUCCAGGGCCGGAACACACCACUCCCACUCGGCCGGGACGCACCCAACGGACACGUUACCAAUUGGACGACACACCGCUGCAGUGACGGACUCACCCGGCAUCUGGUAGCCAUGGCGUCCUGGUACUCCAACCUUCUCACCAAAACCUCGUCCCAGAUCUCCAACCUCCGCUCCACCUACCUCGCGGGCGACGCCGACGGCGACACCGAAGACGACACCCACGUGUGCCGCGUCCUCCGCGGUUACUACGGCGAGAAGGGCCGCCCCUUCCCCUCGUGGCUGCCCCCGGACCCCAAGGCCGCGGCUCCGACGCAGCCCGUCCUCGUCAACAACCAGGCCGGCGCUCGUCGCGGUGCCGUCGGCGGCACGCCUCAGACUGCCGGCGGGCUCAGCAGCCUGUGGGAUAACAACGCAGCCGCCGCCGCGCCGCCGCCCCAGAGCCUGCGGGCCGGGAGGACGCCCGCGUCGCUGCAGCCCGGCGGUGACAUUGCGCGAAGGCCAGUGCCCGGCCAGCGCGCAGGGAGCCAGCAGAGCGUCUCGAGCCAGUACAGUCGACCCGAGGCGGCGAGCGUCCCUCCUGCAGGCGCGGCCGGUGGUGGCCGAUCUGCCCAGGAUCUUCUACGACAGCGUCUCUGGGGCGGUUCGCGCACCACGAGCCCUUCUCAACAAGGCAGCAGCCAAGGUCCAUUUACACCGCCAGCUCCAUCUGGCGGUAGCGGAGGAGGAGGGGGAGGGGGAAACUACGAGGAUAGAUUUGCGCCUGGUGGCAUGUACGACAAUCCCGGUAGCGGUGGUGGUGGAGGAAACGACAGGCCAGUAAUGAGCGCCAAUGCUCCUUGGUCCAGUGGUGGAGAUGACUACUAUAACGGAGGUGGUGGAGGCGGUGGCGGCGGCGGAGGAGGACGGCCAGCACGGAGACAGCCUGGGCUACCGAGCGGACCCAGAGGGUAUAGAUGAGCCGGAACCUCUUAUAGUUGAGAGGGAUCCUCGGACCUGUUUACUUACACACCGUCCCUGCCGGUGGCGUUGCGUUGCGUUAUGUUGAGCACCCAUAGAAUGGCGUUAUACCCGGAGGUAAUACGAGCAACUUUUACCUGGUUCCGAUCAAAAAC